AUGCCCAGCUACCGUAUGCUAACCCUGCUGCUCUUCAUCCUCAUCAACGACGCCGUCAUCGGCGACAAUCUCGGCAACCCGUCGGGCCCUUUCGAUCCACCCACGGACGACGAGCCCUACGCGACGUUUUCCGUCUGGUGGUAUGGCCUGGUCAUCGUGACCGCGAUUCUCUUGCUCCAAUGGGCGAUUCGUCGCUGUAUCCCAUGGGCAUCCCGCUGCAUCAUUUGGGGGCCAUCGCCGAACGGACGAUGGGCGCCGUGCUUCCUCGCCGGCUGGUUCUCGCCAUGGGAGUACAGGUUCCAAAGGUUGGACGACGUCUUGCAAUUU
This is a messenger RNA of Mesorhabditis spiculigera, 327 nucleotides long. The record is from the annotation of a GenBank genome assembly. NCBI's taxonomy places the organism in Eukaryota, Metazoa, Nematoda, Chromadorea, Rhabditida, Rhabditidae.